UUCGGUCACUGCAGACAGCAUCCAGACGGCCAUACCUGGGUUUGCGAAGGCGCGUGAUAGCGAAGGUGCAGCCAGUAGAUAUUGUAAGCACCAGAGGCGCAAAGGGCCGGCUAUGCUGCUUGCAAAGGCCAAAGGCUGCGCAAUUCGCUGCAAAAACCGCCAAUACACAUCCAAGUCCGAGACGCCAGUGACAUGUAACUCUCACCCAAUGCUGAUCCUCUGAUCGCCAGUCUAAUCAGUCUGCAGUGACAAACUCUAGCCAGCUUGUUUACACUUGCCUCUCUUCUGCCACCUUAUCCCCCCAAUUCACAGCUUUAAUUACACCUGUUCUUCCGCACAUGAGAGGCACAAUACACGUCGACACUGAAGAGCAGCGCAAGGAUACGUUUCUGCGGCGCGGGCGGUACCGCUGGCCGUACAUGAAGUACUCCACCUACCUCGCACAGCCCGACACGCUAGCAUCGGCCGGGUUCUCGUUCCAGCCGGCUAAGGACGCGCCUGACAACACACAGUGCUUUGACUGCGGCUUCGAGCUGGUCGGCUGGGAGGCCACCGACGACCCGUUUGCCGAGCACAUCGCGCACCGGCCAGACUGCACCUACGCGCAACUGCACUGCCCGCCGCGGGUCUCGCGAGCCCAGAUGGAGUGGGCGAAGAUGCAUAAGCUGAAGGCCGACGUUGCUAUGCGGAAGGCGACGUUUACGCGCGGAGUGUGGCCGCACCAGGGAAAGAAGGCGUGGACAUUGACGCCGCAGAAGCUGGCCGAGGCGGGCUUUUAUUUCACGCCGGUGAAGGCUGGCGACGAUACCGCGUCGUGUGUGUUUUGCGGGUAUGCCUUGGGCGACUGGGAGCCGGAUGACGACCCAGUGGCAGAGCACCGGAAGCGCGCUGCCGACUGCUUGUUCUUCCGGCUGGAGGCCGGGCCUGAGGCUGAUGUAGCGAUGCAGGAAGAGGAGGUGCUGCAGGCAGAGGACGAGGUGGUGGUUAAGCUGGAGCCGGGCGUCAGGAACACAAAUAAGCGGUCGUCGGAGGCUGUGGUCGUUAGUGAUAGCGAGGCCGAGCAUAGCGAUGCCGAGCAUAGCGAUGCUGCGUCAGUCGAUUCGAAGCGCCCGAGGGUUGAGAAGCCAGCGGAACAGGCGGGUAUGACCCACGAUGGUUCGAGCGAGGGCGAGGGCAGUGGUGAAAGUGAAGAUGUUGCUGAGGCAGAAGACAUUACCGAAACAGAAGACAUUGCCGAAACAGAAGACAUCGCUGAAGUUGAAGACAUCGCUGAAGUCCAGGACACCACUGAGGCUAGAGAUAUGAAUGACGCCAACCAGCAGGAGGAUAAUCCUGACACUGUAUCUGAGCUUGACUACUACGAGCGACAGAGUGACCAGGAGCAGCAGGCCCAGCUUGGUGAACCGAUACUGAUGGGCAGUGCUGAGAAUACCCAGGCGACAGCAGUGGGCGAUGACGCGCCGCAGUACAGUGCGCGGACGGGGACGGUGGCUGACCACGAGCUGCUUGGCGACACCCAGCAGUCAACGCAGAUCGAUGAGCAGCAAUAUGCAGCAGGCGACCCGGAACUGCCCGAGGCUGACAUGGAAAAGGCGGCUGAUGAUGGCGAGUGGGAGCUAUCUGAGAGCGAGGAGAGCUUGACUGUGGAGGAGUUUAUUCGCAAGUGCUGUCGGCAGCGCGUGUCGGCGCUGGAGGCCUCGGCUGCGCAGAUGGUGAGCGCGUUUAUGCAAAAGGCCGAGGAUACGCGCGAGCAAAUUAGCAGCAUGACCUGGUAGAGCAAUUUCCACGAACUGUGUAGAAUACAUUUCACCCUGUUGGUGCGACG
Messenger RNA from Linderina pennispora, 1825 nucleotides. RefSeq names its product BIR-domain-containing protein. NCBI's taxonomy places the organism in Eukaryota, Fungi, Kickxellomycota, Kickxellomycetes, Kickxellales, Kickxellaceae. The record is from RefSeq and is a predicted model, not a curated record. The transcript is spliced from 2 exons. Bases 339 to 1775 code for a protein of 478 amino acids.